AUGUGUGCAAUUUCAGAACUACUGACCUUUUCUAACGAGGGAGGGUUACAUUUGCAGACAAACUGUACUGCUCUCAGCCACGUGCUAGCAGCUAGUGAAAUGACACAAUGGAAUGCGACUGUCCAUUCAACGCAGAUGCCCUUCAUUUCAACAGUGGACACAGUGUAUUCUUGGAGACUGACCCCUUCACUAACGUCCAGACGGUACAGCUCAUUGCCAGUGUUCAUACUGGUGGCAGUGUUUAUGGGGUUAGUGAUUUUAGUGACCGCCUGCGGCAACCUAAUGGUGGGAAUCGCUCUGUACCGUUACAAAAACCUACGUACCAUGUCUAACCUUUUGAUAGGUAAUUUAGCGCUCAGUGACUUUCUACUGGCCACCACCGUGGUUCCCAUUUCUACAGUUCAUGAUUUGUUAGGAUACUGGAUAUUCGGUGAAGUCAUGUGCACCAUUUGGCUGUGUAUCGACGUGUUAUACUGCACAGCCUCAAUAUGGGGAUUAUGCACCAUUGCAGUGGACAGAUAUACGGCAACUAUUUACCCCAUGUGGUAUCACGAACAGAGGUCCCCAAAGCGAGCACUGGUGUAUGUCAUCUUUGUAUGGCUUUUUUCUUUAAUUGUGUCCUUUGCUCCUUUCAUAGGCUGGCGAGACAUGAUCCCUUACUUUUACCAGUACGAUAAGAACACUCAAACAUACGACUGUAUCCUUUUCAUGUUGCAAAGUUACGUCAUGUAUUCUGCCUUUGGGUCAUUUGUGAUACCGUUUUGGUUAAUGCUAUUCCUUUACAUUCGGAUCUUUAUAGCCCUCCACAAGCGCUCCAUAGAACUUCAAAAGAAAGCCUCGAUUCACUUUCCGAGGUCUGUCACAGUGGACACGUCUUCCCAAUUUGUCAACGACUCUUUGCAGCCACAGUGUGAAACGGAGAGCUUUGAACUGCAAACCGUUGUGACAAAAGACAGCUUGACAGGGACAACCAGUUCUGAACAGAAUGAAGAUUACCAGGCCCAGUACAAAGGGAACUUGGAUUAUUGCAAAAGUGAUGAUGCUGACGACUGUAAAAGCCUCUCCCCUGGAGAUGCUUCCGAUAAGGAUCUCAUCCCGAAAAAAACCAAUAAUGGUAUAAUGAUGGCUAACAAUAGUCGCCAUGCAGUGGAAAUCACGGCCAACUCUAACCAUGACCGGCACGCCAUCCUCAGCCCAUCCUACUCUCAGAUCAGUGACUCAGAACAUGACAGUGAAUUUGAAAACAAACAUAGAUGUAAGGCACUAAAGGGUAACCACUACAAGCGCCUAUCACUUCAGCCCAGCCCUAUUUCCGUGAGAACCAAAUUUAUUAAGAGUGUCAGCAUCAAUCUAGAGGAUUUAAGUGUGGAGGACUACAACAGUUCCUACGAUGAACAAAAACAAAAACACAAGUCUCGACUGCGGAGAGCCAGUAAACAUUUUCUCUCACUACCAUGGUCCACGUCUUGCAAACCACUUGGCCGAUCUCACCUCACGGCCAGCAUGAAGCGCCGGUUUGAGUUACGAGAACAGCGCGCCACUAAGCGCAUGGCCCUCAUUAUGGUGUGUUUUAUUGUGUGCUGGAUGCCUUUUUUCCUCAUGUACAUUGCCCGCAGCCUUUGUAACCACUGUUACGUCAACUACCACCUGCAGGCCGCUUUGACUUGGCUAGGCUACGUCAAUUCUGCCCUCAAUCCCAUAUUAUACACAAUAUUUAACGAGGACUUCAGACGAGCUUUUCAAAGAAUGCUGGGCUUAUCUCAGCCCAGACAGGCACAAAAGCGACCUUAAUUUACUGUAGCAAUUUGCCUGUUUAAAUGUCUGCCGUGUUUACAUAAGAAAGAAUUAAGACAGUUGCUCUUUGAAUUCUGUCUAUUUAAAGAUUUCCUGAGGAAUUGAGGAAUCAAUGACCAUAAGGUGGUUGCCCCUACACUUCAUCUUCUGGCCCGCAGUUCAACGGUUCAUAAACAAACAGACUUUUUUCUCUCGGCUGUUGAGAACACCACUAACAAAACUUUGUUUAUAUUUCCUCCCCGCAUUACUGGCUCCAGCAGCCUUACUGUAUGAGCCCCACGCAGCCAGACAAGGAUAAGGAAAUAAUGAAAUGAGACGCAAAGAAAAAAUCUGUUUGUCUAUUCACGAAUGUCGAGCUCCAUAUGUUCUCAUCCGUGCUAACAAUAACUGUGCCGAUAAUAGUACACACUAGCUGAGAUUUCACCAUGCCAACUGAUUUAUAGCCCUGAUUUAUCUUUUUCAAAAUCGUAAUUCAUGUCUGAGACACCUAAAUCUUGUCUGAAAAGGUAAUAAUAUUCAACCAACUGUUCAGCAAAUUCACACUUAGUCCGAUUUCACAGUAACCACAGGUGAUUUAGGAGAGAGGACAGAAAAGUAUGCCAUACAACUCCAGCAUUUUGUUUUAGAUAUUGUUAAGUGAUUAUUCCUGCAUAUUUAUCAAGUUAUCAAAGACUUCCUUUACAGUGUACAUGAAUACAUGAAUCUACAAGAAAUCCACACAGACGGAAAACUUCAGAUUAUACAAGUUUAAAUUGAAUGGGUAUACUUGUAUGUCAUAUGUUUCCAGAGACCCAGGAUUUACAAAAGGGUGAUUCCCCAAUUUAACAACAGCAUACUAAAUGGCUAUUUGUUUUCUGCAAAGGUAAAACUGUGUGUAUUGACACCUGAUUUCAUGUCUCAAGUAUGAAUAAAGCAAAAAAGGCAAAAUGAUAUGCACUCUUCUUAAGUAUUUUUUUUAAACUUUACUGGGUUCUGGCAUUGCAAGCUGUGAUCUAAAAAUAUGUGGGACCAUUG
Messenger RNA from Liolophura sinensis, 2808 nucleotides. RefSeq names its product octopamine receptor 2-like. Gene Ontology annotation, molecular function: dopamine neurotransmitter receptor activity, coupled via Gi/Go; G protein-coupled receptor activity. Gene Ontology annotation, biological process: G protein-coupled receptor signaling pathway. Lineage: Eukaryota; Metazoa; Mollusca; Polyplacophora; Chitonida; Chitonidae. Bases 1 to 1791 code for a protein of 596 amino acids. The transcript has a single exon. Gene Ontology annotation, cellular component: plasma membrane. The record is from RefSeq and is a predicted model, not a curated record.